Messenger RNA from Fraxinus pennsylvanica, 312 nucleotides. The record is from the annotation of a GenBank genome assembly. NCBI's taxonomy places the organism in Eukaryota, Viridiplantae, Streptophyta, Magnoliopsida, Lamiales, Oleaceae.
AUGUGGAAGGCUGUAGAGCGUGCACUUGGUCCAGGUUUCGACCGUGGCAAGUGUGAGGUCAAGUUAGUCGGGACACCAUUGACGCAUCAAAGAUUUCUUCGAAGGAAUCGAGGAACUUAUGGUCCUGCUAUAAAAGCGGGUAAAGACUCGUUUCCUGGACAUUCAACUCCAAUCGCACAAUUCUAUUGCUGCGGCGAUUCAACAUUCCCCGGCAUCGGUGUCCCUGCUGUUGCUGCCAGUGGUGCCAUUGUGGCUAAUUCACUAGUUUCUGUGUCUCAACACUCGGAGCUUCUUGAUGCAGUCGGAAUAUAA